Daphnia pulicaria is the source of this 561-nucleotide messenger RNA. Its product is annotated as protein BTG2-like. The transcript has a single exon. Gene Ontology annotation, cellular component: cytoplasm; nucleus. Bases 1 to 561 code for a protein of 186 amino acids. Gene Ontology annotation, biological process: negative regulation of mitotic cell cycle; negative regulation of cell population proliferation. NCBI's taxonomy places the organism in Eukaryota, Metazoa, Arthropoda, Branchiopoda, Diplostraca, Daphniidae. The record is from RefSeq and is a predicted model, not a curated record.
AUGCAUCCAGAUGAUGUGGUAAUUAUGCGACGGGCGACCGAAGUGGCUGCCAAUUUCUUAUCCAACUUCAUUUCGUCGCGAGUGGAAGAUGAGGUGAAACGCCGGGAUUUCGUCGUCUGCUUGGAGCAAUUGCUGGCCAGUCGUUUGGAACAUCAUUGGUAUCCGGAGCAUCCGAGCCGAGGGCAAGCUUACCGCUGCAUCCGACUCAAUCCAUCCAGCGGUCGAGAAGCUCUGAUUGAGACGGCCGUCAUCGUGGCCGGUCUGACUGACGCCGACAUUCAACUGCCCUUGGAACUGACCGUCUGGAUCGAUCCCGACAGCGUGGCCUACCGAUUCGGCGAGAAUGACGGAUCGCAUUGUACUCUGCUAUCCUUCGACGAUCAAUUCGAGCCUUUGAAUAAUAAGACGACGACGACGACUCCUCCUCAAACACCAAUAAAAGGAGACGGACGAGAGUGCCGGGCAUGUCAGAUUGUUUUCCAGCAGCACAGUUGUUGUGCUCCAUGUCCGGCAUUGUCUCAUAGUACAACUUAUAUCGAGCAAUUUAGAUGCCAGGGCUGA